UGGUUCAUAGGAUAUUCUGUACUCUUAUCCUCUCUCUCUCUCUCUCUCUCUGAAGCGUAUAUCCUCAUUGCUUAACAGGCAGCGAGAAUUAUUCUUGCUAUUUUAUUUUUUACGUUAACGUAUGUUAGCUGCAGGAAGGGGAAGAAUCGAAGGGAAUAGAAGUCGCUUCUAGGUUCUGGUUAUUCCUUUAAUUAAUUCAUGAUUUGUCAUUGAUUGUUGGGGAAUUUUUUCAAUCUCGCUGACGACGAGGAGGUAGUUCUAAAGGAAAAGGAAUAGCUAAAAGAGGGAAAGCAGAAUGACCAGCGGCACAAGUGGCAGAGGUGGGAAAAGGGCAGCAGCAGCAGCAGCGCUGCAGAAGGACGUGCCAUGGAGAGCUUCUCCAAGUGGGAAGCCAGUUCCCAAGAUACACCACUCUCCCAUUCUACGUGUGCCCCAGAACCCCACCUCCAAUUACGCCCUUGCUGUCAUGAAGCACCCCGAUCCAAUAGGAGCAGGAUUCGCAAUGGAAGCUACGCUGGAAGCAGCAGGACCUGAUUGCUUGGUCCCUGGUCAGAUUACACCCAUUCGCCUAUUGGGUUUGAAGGUAUGGCCUAUUAAUAUCAACAUGAAAUUCAUGGAACCUGUUGAACGGGAGCUCAGAACCAUUGGAAAGUUUAUGGAUUCAGCUUUCAACCUUAUGAAUGCAUCAUUUACAGAUCGUUGAGAGUUUGGUUAUCUGAUCUAGUAGGUUGGGGCUACGGGCUCAGGUUGCAUUUAAAUCAUGUUAUAGGAUGAGCUGCAGUUUUGUCAUCAGUAGCCUCAUCGUGUAGUUCUUUCAACAGCUAUAUUUGUAAGAAACAUAGUUGAGAAGAUAUAUUUUGUUCUUUUAUCAUGAAGUGCUUGCCACAAAAUCAAACAUUUAAACUAAAAAUUGUGUAUAUUUGAUAUUAAACAGAAUAAGUUGGUCUAAACACUUAGCAUUGCUUUCUUGACUACUGGUUUUGGUCAGCAA
This is a messenger RNA of Nelumbo nucifera (sacred lotus), 991 nucleotides long. The record is from RefSeq and is a predicted model, not a curated record. NCBI's taxonomy places the organism in Eukaryota, Viridiplantae, Streptophyta, Magnoliopsida, Proteales, Nelumbonaceae.